Molecule: messenger RNA, 2077 nt
Organism: Magnolia sinica
Lineage: Eukaryota; Viridiplantae; Streptophyta; Magnoliopsida; Magnoliales; Magnoliaceae
Exons: 4
Coding region: 55-999 (314 amino acids)
Cellular component (GO): membrane
Molecular function (GO): oxidoreductase activity, acting on the CH-OH group of donors, NAD or NADP as acceptor
Source: RefSeq, a predicted model, not a curated record
AAUUUUGAACGAAGGCAGUGGUUUUGUCUUUGAUGUCGCAGGUGGAGCAAAAGCAUGACGAGGAAAGGGCGCGCGAAGGAGAGAAGAGAGAAGCGACUGCAAGAGAUCUCUCAGCUCAGGAAAAUCCCCUAUUCCGACAGUCAGAUAUGGUGGUGCUCAGAAACAGUUGCCGUGGUGACUGGGAGUAACAGAGGAAUUGGGUAUGAAAUUGCACGACAACUUGCUGAACAGGGGCUGACUGUUAUUAUCACAUCAAGAGACAUCACUAAAGGCCAUGAAGCAAUGAAAACCUUACGAGAAAAAGGCUUAAAUGUGUCUUUCCAUCAACUGGACAUUCUUGAUAUUGCAUCAAUCAAACAAUUCGCUGAGUGGAUCUUUAAGACUUACGGUGGUUUAGAUAUUCUGGUAAAUAAUGCAGGCGUUAAUUUUAAUAUGGGGUCCAAUAAUUCUGUUGAGUCUGCUGAGGAAGUUAUUGCAACGAAUUAUUUCGGCACAAGAGGGAUGAUUGAAACCAUGAUCCCUCUGGUGAAACCUUCUGCGUCUGGUGCUCGAAUAGUGAACGUGAGCUCCAGGCUUGGUCGAUUGAAUGGCAGGCGGAAUAGACUGGCAGAUGCAACAUUGAGACAGCAACUCGCUGAAGAAGAAUCUCUCUCCGAAGAACUGAUUGAUGCAACUGUUUGUAAGUUUCUUGAACAAGUAAAAGACGGAAGCUGGACAUCAGGUGGGUGGCCUCAGAUGUUUACUGAUUAUUCAGUAUCAAAGCUGGCUGUUAAUGCUUACACCCGUCUUUUGGCGAAGAAGCUUUCUGAUCGUCCAGAUGGAAACAAGGUCCAUAUCAAUUGCUACUGCCCGGGCUGGGUGAAGACUGCCAUGACGGGGUGGGAUGGGAAUAUUUCAGCUGAGGAAGGUGCGGAUACUGGAGUCUGGGUUGCGUUGCUGCCGGGCCAGCCAGUCACCACAGGAAAGUUUUUCGCUGAGCGACGGGAGAUUAGUUUUUGAAGUGCAGAUGGGAUUUAACUUCAAAAGAGGAGGUAUUAUAUAAUGCUUGAGCCAAAAGCUUGUAAAGUUCAGGCUCUCUGUUUUUACAAGUGGGCCAUGGCUCAGUGAUCCAAAAUGUUGAUAUGAUGGGACUCACCGUGAAUGGGCCAUGCAUGAAAAAAAUUGCCAAGAUUGAGUGAUCUGAACCACAGAAUAUUUGGUCUUUUAUUGGUUGAACACGAGCCCUUGUAUUUUAUUUCUUGACUGUUCCUUUGCUAGACAGCCAUUCAAAGGUUCAAUAUUUUCUGACCGAGAUUUUUUGUGCAUGGACCAUUAACAGUGGGCCCCACAAUAUCAAUGGAUUGGAUCACCGAACAAGGCGCCCCGCUUGUCCAAACCUAAAGCUGGAAAAUACUGUACAACCCCUCAGCCCGGGCCAUUUGUAUCUCUGGAUCUGAAUAACAUAACACUGGGUUGAAUUGAAGGCCUUGAUUAAUGAAGCCUUUCAAAUGAGCCGCUUGAGAAUAUGCACAACAAAAUCAGAUUUUCAGUUUUUUGUACAAGUGGGGCCAUGGUUCAGUGGUGGGCCAUUGAUUUAGUGGAAGGAUCAUGACCUAAAAUAAUUCUCGAGAGGACAGUCAUAUCCGUAAAAUGUAGCUUGCAAAUCGAUGGUUAAGAAGAUACAGGAAAGGCCCACAAUUCGACUGAAGAAUGACCUAAUAAGACUGGCGGACAGAAUCUUCCAGUUUGGGAGAUUUUCAGGGUGUGGUCCAUGUUGGAUUCGACUGUCUAGAUCACUAGACCAAAGGGCAAGCCUUUGUACUCCAUACAUAUCAUCAUCAAGGUUGGUGCUUGUUAGAGUAUUGUUGUUCAUGGUAUCAGGUACAGUUGAAAUCUGCUUGUUGGUAUCAUAGCAUUCUGAUGCAUCUUAGCUGUGGCCUGUGGAGUGAUCUUGACCUUUGAUUUCAUACUAUUUUUAUUUAUAGGUAUAGUUAAAAUCUGCUUGUUGGUAUUAUAGCAUUCUGAUGCAUCUUGGCUGUGGAGUUAUCUUGACCUUUGAUUUCAUAUUAUUUUUAUUUAUAUAUCUUUGUAUGUAGCA